Molecule: messenger RNA, 3066 nt
Organism: Schistocerca serialis cubense
Lineage: Eukaryota; Metazoa; Arthropoda; Insecta; Orthoptera; Acrididae
Product: probable RNA-binding protein CG14230
Molecular function (GO): RNA binding
Source: RefSeq, a predicted model, not a curated record
AGUGGGAACGUGUUGUUUGUGUACAGGCGAGGAGGACUUGUUAUUAAUGUUAUGCAGUAACAGGCUCAGUAUUUUUUACUGUGUAGGUGUCAACUUGUGUAUAGAGCUUGUCUUCAGAAGAAUGGUUGUACCAUUUGCAAAUGGGGCUAAUUAUGGAUCUAAUACAAAUGAAAUGGUGGAUCAUUAACAUAAACCAAGAACAGGAUACUGAAGAUUGUAGUACCAUACAUUGACUUUGACUUAGGACAUCAUCAAGAUGACAGACAUACCAGUUUCAAGCUUAUACAAUAUGGCAAUCAUGAUAUGACAUUACACAUGCUGGACUCUACUACCUUUAGUAGCCCAAGGACUUUUUAAUGACUUCUCGUUAUUACAUUUAUAUUUUUAGGAAAACUACUUCAAAAAUGGAUACAAACUCUUUAAGAAUGGCUCAUUGUAAACUACACUCCAAUCAACAUUUUUAAAGCUUUUUUAAAGUCUUCAGUAGUUUUGUCAGUUAACGAGCCUGACAGUUUUAUUAGUGUGUAUUUGAACUGUACAAAGAGAAAUGAAGUUAAAUGUACAACGAAUAUUUGUGGGUAACUUACCCACAGUGGUAACUGAAGAUGAUCUUUUGAAGAGGUUCUCCAAAUAUGGAAAAGUACAAUCAACUGAGAUUAAACGACGCUCUGAUGACUCAGUGUUUGCUUAUGUCAAUUUAGAGGCUGACAGGAGUCAUAUCAAUGAAUGUCUUGAAUACAUGUCAAAAAGAAAAUGGCAUGGUCAGCAUGUGAAAGUGGAACUUGCAAAAGAAAGCUUUUUGGACCGAUUGGCGAGAGAAAGACAACAGCAACAGUCUGUCGUAAAACAAAUUCGGAUAUCUGCAGGGAUAAAUCCUACAGGAAACUUUAUACAUAAUGGAAGUCAAGAUGAUGAGUUUGUGCAGACGUGUAAUUUCAAAAAGGAAAGUCAGGGAAAUGCCAAACAAUCAAAUGUUGCAAAAUUUGAAUCUGAAGACUCAGGUAUGGGCACUUGUGAAGUGAGCUACAAUAAAAAAUUACCAAUGUUUAAGGGUAUACUAAGUUCUUAUGCAGAAUUUAAACCCAAGUUAGAAGAAACACAAGUACAACCAUCUUCACCACUAAAGAAUGUAUCAGAAAGUAUGAGGAAAGGAAGCAAAAAGAAGGGUAAUCUGGAAAAUAAUUUAUUUCCUGCCAGUGAAAACAUUCUUGGGUAUCAAGAAUCAAAAUUUAAUAUCUUUAAUUAUGAACAUAAGAAGCAGAAAGUCCAGGAUGACCAGAUACAAUUAAAAGUUAUAAAAAAUAGGAGAAGUGUUCCAGAAAUAAAAAGUUUGAAAUCUGAGGAAAAGAGAUUAAAAUCUAUUGAAGAAAAAAGAGUGUCAUUCAAAAAUCAAGUACAAACUGUAAAACGAGCUUUAGCUGCUGUGGAUGCUCCACCAAAUAAAAAAAUUAUUUUCAGUGAUAAUGAAAUGUCUACUGUACAUACAGAUGAUGAAAAUGAUGAUGGUGAAAAGCCAGUUGACAAGCCAUCUACACUCUUUGAUGAUGAAUCAUCAGAUGAUGAAAUAAAUGACUUCAAAAUAAAAGCACAGUUUGAAGGAAGAAAAGGUCAGAAGCUGUUGGAGCUGCAGUCGAAGUAUGCAAAUGACAAGAGAUUUACCUUGGAUGAAAGGUUUUAUGAAAGUGAUGAUGAUGAAGUGUCAGUGGAGCCUGAUAAGGUUGUUGAAUUUCAAGAUGAAAAGAAACGACAGUUGAACAUUCUGCAGGAUGUCCUGGUGAAACAGCCCACGUGUUACCAGAGAAGAGAGAAAAACCUAGCCUUUUGGGCACUUAAAAUUACUGUUACAUCACAAACACUGACAGCAGUGAGAAUCACUAUCUCUGUCAAAAUAUUCAAGCGGCCAUUAGGACAGCUGGGGCCACCAAGAAUUUUGCAGACUAUACCGCAACUCGUGCUUGAGAUUAAUAGUAGGAGCAUGCUAAGGUUUGAUCCAUUGAAAGCAGAUCAUAAGAGAUUUGAGGUUGCAACAGUUACAACACCUGAGAAAAUAGAGAACGAAAGCAAAAAAAUGAAUGUAGAGAAUGGUCUGAAAAUGCAGGACGAGGAAGAUCAUGAGGUUGAAGAUGAGAAACCUGCAAAAGUGGAAGUUUCCAAAGAAAAAUUUUACAGUGUUACAGACAGACUAAAAGAAACCCUAAAGAGCAAAACUCAAAAUGAUGCCCAGUUCAGUCUGCUUGAAAUGUUUGGGUCCACAGAAGAUAAAGUUUUUGGCUUUACAGGUGCACAGUACUCCCAAGAAAAAUACAAGAACUCUGAAUUAAAUAAGAAAAAGCAAAUUGGCUGGUCACGGAAUCCUUUUAAAUACGAUUCUAGUGAUUCUGAAGAUGAAUAUGAAGUGAAAAAAUCAACAGAACCAAAUCAGAACAGUGAUGAAACCAUUUCUGAAAAUAUGAAGGUCACCAGUUCAUUCUUCUUUAAAGAAAAUGAUGCCCGUCUAAAAGAGGGACUAGAGUUUAUCACAACAGCAAAAAGGAUUGGAGAAGAGGAAUUUUCAAAAAGGCGUAGGGAAUUAAAGCUAAUCAUUAGAGCAAAAAUAAAGAACAACAUGAGGAAAAAAAGACCUUGGAAGAAAAAGCUUGGUGGCCAGAAGAAAAAACACGCAGGGAAAAAAAGUAAACAUUAAGAUAACUGAGGUUACAUGUUAUGUAAAAUGUACCUCAUUUGUGUUGUGCAGUUUGGUGCUGAUGGAUUUGUGAUUUUAAUUUUGGUGCUUUAUCUGUGGAGACAGCUGUUUCUUUAUAACGAGUGUGUGAAGAAAUCUAUUUUGCACAAAUCUUUUAUAACUUUUAUCUCUCCUUUUUACUGAAAAACAUAAACCAGAAUUUAAAACAAGAGUGCGUAUUGAAUUUUUGCAAGAAAUAGGAAGCUGUUGUCUUUAUAAGCCCACAUUGGAAAGGGAAGAGACUAUGGAUAACUGAUCACAAGUAUAUUUUUUUAUUUAAUACUACCUGUAGAAGAUCAAUUUGUACAUAAACUUUGUAUAAAAUGAAGAGUAUUUUAAUGUAA